Messenger RNA from Trichomycterus rosablanca, 2305 nucleotides. RefSeq names its product protein disulfide isomerase CRELD1 (gene creld1a). The coding region runs from base 185 to 874 and encodes 229 amino acids. NCBI's taxonomy places the organism in Eukaryota, Metazoa, Chordata, Actinopteri, Siluriformes, Trichomycteridae. The transcript has 6 exons. The record is from RefSeq and is a predicted model, not a curated record. Gene Ontology annotation, molecular function: calcium ion binding.
GCUGAGUGAGCCGAGUGAGAGGAUGUCUGUCUGUGAACUAAGUCGUUUAUUUGACUUUUAAUGUGUAUUUUACUUCAGAUUUAUACUUAUAUAGAUUUAUACCACCUGUAUAUGAAGUAAACAGCUGGAACACAAAGGUAGGAGGAGGUUUUCAGGACUGUAAAAGAUAAAACUGUAGAGGGCGAUGUUGUGCACUGUGCUACUCCUGCUCCUGCCUGCACUGACUCUGGGUAACAACUGCUCCGAGCACUGCAAAGCCUGCGGAGGACCCGAAAAAGACCAAUGCCUGCAGUGUCUCCCAGGGUUCGCUCUUCAUGACACCGAGUGUGUGGAUAUUGAUGAGUGCGGUACAGAGUUGGAUAGAUGUCCCUCAGAUGCCUACUGCAUCAACACACAUUCCUCUUAUGAGUGCAGAAGUUGUGACCCCGCGUGUGUAGGCUGUAUGGGUAGCGGUCCUGCUCGCUGUAGGAAAUGUGCUCCUGGAUACAGAUCAUCAGACCUGAAGUGUUUAGAUAUUGAUGAGUGCGGUGAGGAGGUGUUGGCCUGCUCUGAUGUAAAUGCUUUGUGUGUGAACACUGAAGGAUCGUUUCAGUGCCAGUGUGCGCCAGGCUUUACGCGCAAAGGCACCAAGUGUCUGAGGGAUCAAUCACCUGUGGGUGGGGAGCGGGGUCUGCUGGAUGAGCUACAGGACGAUGAGUUGGAGGUGCUCAAGCAGAUGUUCUUCGGCGUGUUGCUGUGUGCUCUCGCCACGCUGGCGGCCAAAGGAGACAUGAUGUUCACGUCCAUGUUCAUCGGAGCGCUGGCGGCUACGGCGGGGUACUGGCUCUCGGACAAGAGCGAUCGGCUGUUCGACAGCUUCGUAAAGGGCAACUGAUGCUCACAAGAGCACGAAGGGGAAUGGACGCUGUGGUACUAUUACAGAUUGUGUGAUGUUUCAAGAACUUGUAACCCACACUUUGCUGCCCGCAUGUAGUCAACGGGUUCACCUAGAACACCUUAUAGUUAGGAGCUUAGUAAAAACACUAGACUAAUUAAGGCAAACUUUACACUUGACCAUGAGUUUGUUGGACAUCCCAUUUCAACAAAGUAAGCAUUUCUCACAACACUUUAAGGUAUGCCUGUCUGUGGGAAUUUGUGCCCAUUCAGUCAAAAGAUGAGAGCAUUUGUAUGGCUGGGUGCUGAUGUUGGGGUUCCGCAGGGCAGUUGUAGCCUAGCGGUUAAGGUACAGGACUAAGACUAAAAAAGGUCGCUGGUUCAAGUCCCACCACUGCCAGGCUGCCAAUGUUGGGCCCUUGAGCAAGGCCCUUAACUCUCAAUUGCUUCGACGAUAUACUGUCACAGUGCUGUAAGUCGCUUUGGACAAAAUGCCAAAAAUGUACAUGUGUUCCGGUUCGUUCCAGAGCUGCUGAGGUCGGGGCUCUGUGCAGCUUUUCUUCAUGUCUUUAUAGAUCUUGCUUUGUGCACAGGGGCACAAUCAUGCUGAAGCAGGAAGGAUCCUUCCCUAAACUGAUGCUGCAAAAUUGGAAUGGUUUAAUUUCCUCUCUAUCAUUGAUUUACUACACCUGUUAGCAAUUGUUGUGGCUGAAACACAUAAAUUCAAUGAUUAUAAGCAUUGUCCCAAUACUUGUGUCCAUAUAGUGCAUCUAGUACACGUUGGUUUGAUCCAACAGCUCAUUGGUUAUCAGCUUAUUGACUGACUGGCUGUGUUUUGUACAGAAAAAAAACACUAAAAGCUUCUAAUUUCUGCAAGAAAGUCACUUUUUAUUGAAUGAUAUAAACCAUCUGCCAACACUUAAUAUUUUAGGUUAAGAACACACACAAUAGCAAACACCUAACAUGAGACUCAGAAUCCAUGCUGAACUCCUCCACUCGCAACCAGUAACCAUCAAGACAUCUUCUAACGAUGGGCUUCUCUCACACACACACACACACACUCACUCACACACACACACACUCACAUAAAUACUCAUGCAGUACUCGCACUCACACACACAUGGCUAAGACGUUCGGGUCGACAUCCCAAGAACAUGCUAACACACUUCCAGCUAUUUGCACAGACGAGGACGGACCAGUCUUUAAAACUCGACACGUGAAGAUGCAGAAUAUGUCUAAGCACUGAUGCAUUGUGGGACGCAGGCCCACGUUUUACACACAUUAUUCAUUCAACAUGCGUACACUCACAGUGAACGUAUUGUUCUGUACAGCAUACAUACAUUUACAUUAAAAAAAAAAACUAAUGACAACAAAUUAUAAAUAAAUAAAAGUAAAAACACAAUUUUAAAUAAAAAAGUUUCUUUUUCUGGCA